AUGUAUGAAGUACAAACGCCAAUCGUUUUCAAAAAAAGUAGUCCAAACUCAAAGAUAACAUGCUACCUUGGCAAACGCGAUUUUAUCGAUUAUAUGGAUCAUAUCGAUCCAAUCGAUGGUGUAGUAUUAGUUGACCCUGAAUACGUUAAAGAACGUAAAGUGUAUGCAUGUGUUUUGGCCGCAUUUCGUUAUGGUCGGGAAGAUUUAGAUGUAUUAGGUUUAACAUUUCGAAAAGAUUUAUUUUGUUCAACCCAACAAAUAUAUCCACCCAUGGAUGAUCAAAAAAAACCAUUAACACAUUUACAACAACGAUUGCUGAGAAAACUAGGGCCAAAUGCUUAUCCAUUCUAUUUUGAAAUGCCGUCAAAUGCUCCGUCCUCUGUGACAUUACAGCCAGCCGCUGGUGAUACUGGAAAACCGUGUGGUGUUGAUUAUGAAUUAAAAACUUAUGUGGCUGAAACUGUUGAAGAAAAACCACACAAAAGAAAUUCCGUCCGACUGGCUAUUCGAAAACUGACAUAUGCACCUGAAACUCCUGCACCGCAACCUGUCAUUGAAGCUCAUAAAGAUUUUAUGAUGUCACCAGCGCCUUUACAUCUCGAAUGUACAUUAGAUAAAGAGGUAUUGAAACAAUAUGCUGAAAUAUGUAUGUUUACAAAUGCACAUUAUAAAUGUACAGUUGCUGAAUUAGAAACAGACGAAGGUUUUCCAAUUACACCAUGUACAAAUUUGACAAAAGUUUAUUCACUAAUUCCCUUAUUAGUCAAUAAUAAAGAUAAACGGGGACUAGCAUUAGAUGGAAAAUUAAAACAUGAAGAUACAAAUUUAGCGUCUUCAACAAUUAUUCGGAAUGCAACACAAAAAGAAAAUUUAGGUAUUAUUGUUCAAUAUAAAGUAAAAGUGAAAGUUAUUGUGGCUAUGGGAGGUGAUUUAGCUGUCGAAUUGCCAUUCACAUUGACACAUCCUAAACCGCCUCCUACUCCACCACCAUCACGUCAGAUCGAAUAUUCAACAUCUUUCAACCAUCAUGGAUCCGGUGAUAAUAAUAAUGAUAUACCUGUCGAUCAUAAUCUAAUACAAUUAGAUACAAAUUAUGGAAGUGCUGGUCAAGAUGAUGAUUUUAUUUUUGAAGAAUUUGCACGUAUACGACUGAAAGGACACGAUGGAGAUGACACGGAAGCAUAA
Didymodactylos carnosus is the source of this 1185-nucleotide messenger RNA. NCBI's taxonomy places the organism in Eukaryota, Metazoa, Rotifera, Eurotatoria, Philodinida, Philodinidae. The record is from the annotation of a GenBank genome assembly.